Molecule: messenger RNA, 2786 nt
Organism: Marchantia polymorpha subsp. ruderalis
Lineage: Eukaryota; Viridiplantae; Streptophyta; Marchantiopsida; Marchantiales; Marchantiaceae
Source: the annotation of a GenBank genome assembly
AAGGAUCACCAAACGCCCCAGGUGCUGAGGUUUUUCUCUUGAAGCGCGGACUUCAAGUAAGAAAAUCCUCCCCUGCGGAAGCCCGAUCUUCAUCUGCCCAUCGAUCUACGACUCUCGGCAUACAUUUGUGCCACACAGACCAGUUUAUGUCAUCUUCACUCUGGCGACUGCAUUGCGUUGAAUUGUGUGUGGCCUGGUAUAGCAUAAAGUCUAAUGCGUGGAGUUCUGAUGCAAACCUGUGGCAGAACCAGCCGUACCGUACCUCCGGAAGAGUGGUCUUUGAUAAUGCUCAGAUAUGCCGGGUCUGGACAAUUGAUAGAAAAUUGCUUGCGUCUCAUGCUCGUAUGCAGUCGGAAACAAUGGCGACCCUGUAUGGCGUUCGUUUGACAAAGCUUCCUGAUCUUCGUAAGCCAGUGUUAUAAAUCACACGCGUAGUUUUGCAUCCGGUGUCUGACAUGGGUCUGGAAGAUCAGAGGAGUGGUAAUGAGUUACCGUUGGAUAGAGCUGUCGGAGAUGGAUCGGUCACUCUACGAGGAACACCAUCGGACAAGACGAAGACGGGGACAUGGAGAGCGGCUGCGUUCGUUUACGUGCUGGCCUUCGGGAACUCUGUCGUCCUGAUGGUGAUUACCGGAAACCUCAUGGAAUACACUGUCAACACCCUGCACUUGGACUUUGCCACUGCUGCCAACAUGACCUCCAACCUCACCGGAACAUCACUGCUGCUUCCAAUUUUCUUUGGGUUCCUCGCAGAUGCCUUCUUCGGUCCAUUUUGGGUCAUCAUAGGAGCAUGUGUUGUCUACGCUGCGGGCUUGGUAACUCUGGUUCUGUCGGUAUCGCUUCCAGAGUUGGUGCCUCCUCGAUGCGAUGCGGUGGUUUGCAAACCUGCCAGCCAACACAUCCAGAGUGUGUUCAUGGCAGGGCUAUUCAUCACAUGCAUGGGGACAGCUGGGGUCAAGCCCAACGUCCUGUCCUUAGGCCAGCAGCAGUUCGACGACACUGAUCCCGUCGAGAAGGAGAAAGGAACUCUCUUCUUCUCGAUCUACUACGCCGUUUACAAUUUCGGUCUCUUUGUGGCCUCCACGCUCUUCUUCUGGAUCCAGACCGAUGUCGGUUUCAAGCAAGGAUAUGGUAUCAUGGCCGGCUUUUUCUUCUUCAGCGCCAUCGUCUUUUGCUCGGGCAUUCCUUUUCUCAGACAUCAGCGGCCAGGCGGCAGCCCAUUGACAGCUUUGGCUCAGGUGGUCGUUGCGGCCAUAAGGAAUCGUCGUUUGCCACUGCCAGCAGAUGCUUCCCAGUUGUACGAAACCAGUACAACGGAUCGAGUUCGAAAAAUAGCUCACACCAACAGAUUGAGGUUUUUGGAUAAGGCGGCAAUCGUCCGUCGUGAUGCUUCCGGAUUGCCUACUGUAGAGCAUAAGCAGCAGCUGGAAGACAAAUGGUAUGGCUGGAAGCUGAGUACGGUGACGCACGUGGAAGUGUUGAAAACAGUGAUUCAGCUAUUCCCAAUCUGGGUAUGCUGUAGUUUCCUGUACCUGAUGGCGGCCCAGGAAUUCACAUUCAACGUGCAGCAGGCAUCCGGAAUGGAUAGAAGACUGGGGACAGGGUUCAAAAUCCCUCCGGCAACGAUCACAUGUGCAAGCAUGAUCGGAGCUCUGGCCUUCAUCUUCAUCUAUGAGACCUUCCUGGUGAAGUUUUUUAAGAAAUACACGGGUCAUCCACGAGGUCUAUCGCCUUUUGUAAGAAUCGGCAUGGCUCUGUUCCUGGCGACCUUAGUCAUGGUGGUGUCAGCCCUGGUCGAGAUCAGGAGGGUGCACACGAUAAAAGCUCACGAGCUGACGGCCCUCGAUGUGAAGCAAGGCCGAAUUCCCAUGAGCGCUUACUGGCUCCUCCCUCAGCUGCUCAUUAGCGGCAUCUGCAACCCGCUGCUGGGAACUGCGCAGCUGGAGCUUUUCUACCAGGAAGGCCCUGAGAACAUGGUGAGCCUGGCCAUGGCCCUGACAUUCGGGGGUCAGGCACUGGGCAGGUUCAUCUCCACUGGCACAGUGAACUCUGUCAAGAAGUACACCGGCAAUGGACCCGGCCAGAGCUGGCUCACGAGCGAAUUCAAUACUGGAGGCCUGACCAAGUUCUACUGGCUCAUCGCUAUCAUGGAAGCCAUCAAUUUCCUCGUUUAUCUUCUGGCUGCACACUUCUACUCCUACAAGCAGUUGGCUGUCAAGGAUCAACCCUUGUCUCCUCUGAAACCCCUCUUAGAACCCCCCGCAGCUCCCGCCUCCUCCGACACGAAAGUCAUACCGCCCGUCCUCGUCCAGGAUUCCCUCGGGAGCGUACGUACGUAGGAGGAUAUAUUGAUAUGUACUGUACGUCUAUAUUAUACGCAUCAUGCUCUCACGUGAAGACGAACAAAUUCGGAAUGCGGAAUUAGACGUACGGGAUCUCGUAGCCUACCCGAUUCGAUGUAUGUAUAGAGAGAUUCCGUACUCAUGAGAGCCAGAAGUACGCACUAUUUAGUACUAUACGGGUUGUAGAAUAUGUGUACAGGUUUGGUCAGUUUUGAGUACGAACAGAAAUUCAUUCUCUGAAUGCCUACGUUCCUCAAAGCUUUUCUACAUUAGCUCACGGUGGAUGAGACAGUUUAUUCGCACUUGUCCACAUCUACGAUCUUACAAGCCUUUCUUUUUUUGGUACAUUUCAGUCAAAACAAUUGUGACUCGACACACUAGUAUACUGUACAGUUGCAAUACUCGAUAAACUGGUGAAUAUAUUCUAUCUAAUUAUCAAUCUAC